Molecule: messenger RNA, 1060 nt
Organism: Nelumbo nucifera (sacred lotus)
Lineage: Eukaryota; Viridiplantae; Streptophyta; Magnoliopsida; Proteales; Nelumbonaceae
Biological process (GO): protein ubiquitination
Cellular component (GO): membrane
Molecular function (GO): zinc ion binding; ubiquitin-protein transferase activity
Source: RefSeq, a predicted model, not a curated record
GGUCUUUUCGGCUCUUUCACAGAGUCGCCCCCCAUGAGCCAGGGCUUUCGUUGCCCAGGUCCAAGAGGACGUAUUUGUCAUUUUACAUAAUUAGAAGGAUAGCUUUGGAACGUUUCUUUUUGUUGUUUAUUUAAAGUCCUGGAGAAGAGAGAGAGAGAGAGAGAACGGCUGAGACCAAUUGAAAAUGGAGAAUGAAGAAGUUGUACUGUUUGCGGAGGAAAGCAUCUCCUCCUCCCCUUCUGCAAUUUUACAGUGUAGAAUCUGCCAUGAAGAAGAACUUGAGAGCUCCAAGAACUUGGAAGCUCCCUGUGCUUGUUCCGGAUCGGUUAAGUUCGCUCACAGAGAGUGCAUACAGAGGUGGUGCAACGAGAAGGGUAACACCACUUGUGAAAUAUGCCUACAGAAAUUUGAACCUGGGUACACAGCACCACCAAAAAAGGCCCAACAAGAAGAAGUAACUGUUACAAUCAGGGGAAGCUUGGAGGUUCCGAGGCAAGAGCAAGAGCAGAUGCAGCAUCUUAGCCGCAACCCAAGAUUAAUGGCAAUCGUCGUAGCCGAAGGCAGAAUGGCCGAAAGCGACUACUCUGAGUGUUCAGCUGCCGCCGAGAGAAGCGCCUCUUGCUGUAGAUCAGUGGCUCUCACCUUUACGAUGCUUCUGCUGGUGAGACACCUCCUAUCAGUGCUUAUGGGUGGAACGGACCAAUAUGUAUUCACAAUUCUUACAGUAUGUAUUCUAAGGGCCGGUGGAGUGAUUCUCCCGCUUUAUAUCUUGAUACGAAUUGCUGCAGCGAUUCAAAACAACCUGCAGCAUCAUCAUGAGUCUGAGAAUGAUGUCUCACCCCUUCAAGAAAGCGAUGACGAUGACUAUAAUGACAACAAUGAAGAAGAGGAGGAACUGGAAGUAGACUUAGAAGCGCAGUUACCCAAUACGGUCCAGAUACACUCCUAAUGAUUUUGAUUUAUUUUAAAUUUUUUGUUCGUCUUAAAGUCAGAGGAGCAUUAUUUUGAUGCCCCUUUUUCUUCCACUCAUACGAAAAGAAAUAUAAAAUCAGGUUGAUUC